UAAAUAAAACACAGAAGAAGCAGCUGUGCUCUCAGGCAGGACGGUAAACAUUAGCCGGUUUUAUUGUUCAUCCAGAAAGUUUACAGCUUUAAUCUUUAGAUUACAAAUGCAGAUUAUUUAGGUGCUUUAAAAGCCUCUUUUCGCAUGCGUGCGAGAGCAAAUGCAAUAAAAUGUGAGUAAAUUACAAGGGUGGCGUUCAGGAACUGGACUUAAGUUAGCAGAAGAACUGAGAGCGUUUUAUUUCACAGUGAAAAUAUGUCGACAGCAGACCGUGUUGAGGCACAGUCCUCUCGGGGGAUUGGACGCUUCAUUAGCGGAGUGGUGGAAGGUUUUUAUGGGCGACCAUGGACUAUGGAACAAAGAACUGAGCUGUUUAAAAGGGAGCAAAAGUGGGGUCUGAACACGUACCUGUAUGCUCCUAAAGAUGACUAUAAACACAGGACGUAUUGGAGAGAGUUAUACUCUCUUGAGGAGGCAGAACAACUGAUUGCCCUGAUUUCAGCAGCUAAACAGCACAAUAUUGAGUUCAUUUAUGCAAUCUCUCCCGGUCUGGACAUCACGUUUUCGAACCCCAAAGAAGUGGCUGCACUGAAGAGGAAGCUGGAUCAGGUGAAGCAGUUCGGCUGCCGGGCCUUCUCUUUGCUCUUUGAUGACAUUGAGACAGAAAUGUGUGCGGCGGAUAAGCAGGCCUUCAGCUCCUUCGCCCAUGCUCAAGUGGCCGUCACCAAUGAGGUGUACCUGCACCUGGGGAAACCUGAGGCCUUCCUCUUCUGCCCCACGGACUACUGUGCUGCAUUUUGCACUCCCAGUGUGUCCCAGUCUUCUUAUUUAAACACUGUGGGAGAGAAGCUCCUGCCUGGUAUCGACAUAUUGUGGACAGGUCCAAAAGUGGUGUCCCACAAAAUCUCUGUUGAGUCAAUAGAGGAGGUGUCUUCUGUCCUGAAGAGGGCACCAGUCAUCUGGGACAAUAUUCACGCCAACGAUUAUGAUCCACAAAGGCUUUUCCUCGGUCCAUAUAAAGAUCGACCCACUGAGCUGAUACCGAAACUAAGAGGAGUUCUCACUAAUCCCAACUGUGAGUUUUACCCAAACUUUGUGGCCAUCCACACUUUGGCAACAUGGUGUAAAGCUUUCACUAAUGAAGGUUCGAGAGAUGUGGAGAUGGGUGAAGAAGAGUCGGACCCCGGCUACAGCCCCCAGAAGGCCCUGACGCUGGCCCUCACCGACUGGCUGCAGGAGUUCAUGAGACCAGAUCAGCAAAGAGGUCCGUGUCGUCCAGCUCGCCUAAAGAAAGAGACUUCAGAUGAGGAGCCCAUGCAGACAGACGUGGACGAGAACCCCUACAUUCCUGGCCCAGGAGAGAACCCGUUGUACACGGCCGAGCCCCUGACGCUGGACGACCUGAUGCUGCUGUCAGACCUCUUCUACUUGCCUUACGAGUACGGGUCCACAGCCAGGAACAUGUUGGAGGAGCUGAACUGGCUGAAAAACCACAGACAGGCUGCUGCUGCACAAACAGAUGAGACAGAAGAGUGGCGCUCCAAGGCGCAGCAGUUCGACAACAGAUGUGAAGACGUGGUGCAGAUGUUCAACCGUCUCUCGAACGCCCCAAACCGCAGGGUGCUGUACGACCUGUACAACUACAUCUGUGACAUCAAGAGCGGGGUCGGUCUGGCACGAGCCUACGUGAAAACGCUCGGUGGGCAGAGCCAACCCUCCUGUCUGUUGAUGAGUGACGAUCCUGAACCCUGGGGCUUCAGAGGAGGCCUCUCUGGGGAGUUCCAGAGAAUGCUGCCAGGACAUGGGAACAAGGACCUUUUCAAAGACCCUCCUAUGACGCAGGUUUACUGCAUACGGUCAUACAGCCAGGAGGACAAGACUGAGGUGCAGAAGAUUUUUGAAGAAAUGCAACAAGAAGGAAAAGAACAAAGCUCUCUUACGCAGCCUGUACUUCUCAGUGAUUGCCUGUCAGCAGGUGAAAUCCCCCCCUCGCCUCAGUGCGCUUUUGUUCUUGAAGAUGAAUUUGGAAUUUGUGGGUGUGCUUUGGCGCUCGCUGAUGCCAAACCAGCUGCAGCCAAGAUUCAGAGAGCAGUAAGGGACUCGAUGUUUGUAGAUUUCCCCUCCUUGGUUGCUUUGCAAGUGCUUCCCCGGGUCACUGAUCCAUCUCCAGCCAAGCGCAUGAUCGGUCAGCUCUUGUCGUCCGUCCGCAGCAGCGGGUCCAGAGGAGCGUUCUGUGAGUUGAGGCAGGGCGACCGGAGGAUGCUCGACUUCUACUCUAAACUCGGCUCCUUCAAACCCAUCCAGAUAGACGGUCUACCUCACGGUGUCAUCGUCAUGGCAACAAGCCUCUAAACAACCUUUCCACCAAUCAAAAAUGUAUUUUGAACCUGGGGAAAUAAUUGCCGUCUUUGAGGCACUUUAAUCAAUUUCAGACUCUUUGUUUUGACAGAUUGUAUCAGGUUUUGUGUGAAUCUUGUUCCAAUGCAGCCA
Messenger RNA from Nematolebias whitei (Rio pearlfish), 2490 nucleotides. It is a transcript of the gene ogal, whose product is annotated as O-GlcNAcase like. NCBI's taxonomy places the organism in Eukaryota, Metazoa, Chordata, Actinopteri, Cyprinodontiformes, Rivulidae. Bases 256 to 2352 code for a protein of 698 amino acids. The record is from RefSeq and is a predicted model, not a curated record. The transcript is spliced from 17 exons. Gene Ontology annotation, biological process: glycoprotein metabolic process. Gene Ontology annotation, molecular function: beta-N-acetylglucosaminidase activity.